Molecule: messenger RNA, 1422 nt
Organism: Vigna umbellata (rice bean)
Lineage: Eukaryota; Viridiplantae; Streptophyta; Magnoliopsida; Fabales; Fabaceae
Gene: HDA08
Product: histone deacetylase 8
Biological process (GO): epigenetic regulation of gene expression
Molecular function (GO): histone deacetylase activity
Source: RefSeq, a predicted model, not a curated record
CAGGUACUGGCUAGCCCACUUGGCCAUUCAGGAACAUUGUAGUUGCGAGUGUGAAGCAGAGAGACGAGAAGUGAGAACGAAGGAGGGUGCAGCAUGGGUGAUGCAGGUGCAGGUGUGAAAAUUGACGUGUUCUGGGACGAAGGAAUGUUGAAGCACGAUACUGGAAUCGGUGUAUUUGACACGGGAAUGGAAGUAGGGUUCUUAGAGGUGUUGGAGAAGCACCCUGAAAAUUCCGACAGAGUUCGGAACAUGGUUUCUAUCCUGAAAAAGGGUCCCAUCGCUCCUUACAUUUCUUGGAACUCUGGUAGAUCCGCUCUCAUCUCUGAGCUUCUUUCCUUUCACACUCCUGAAUACGUAAAUGAACUCUUAGAAGCUGAUAAAGAAGGGGGCAAGGAGCUUUGUGCUGGGACAUUCUUGAACCCCGGAUCAUGGGAUGCUGCACUUCUUGCUGCUGGAACUACACUUUCUGCAAUGAAGCAUUUAUUGGAUGGCCAUGGAAAAGUUGCUUAUGCCUUGGUUAGGCCCCCUGGUCACCAUGCUCAACCUUCUCAGGUUGAUGGCUACUGUUUCCUUAACAAUGCAGGUCUAGCAGUGCAAUUGGCUUUAGAUUCUGGGUGCAAGAAGGUUGCAGUUAUAGAUAUUGAUGUUCAUCAUGGAAAUGGCACAGCAGAGGGGUUUUAUAAAUCUAAUAAGGUUCUUACCAUCUCUCUUCAUAUGAAUCAUGGAUCAUGGGGUCCAUCUCAUCCCCAAAAUGGAUCAGUUGAUGAGCUGGGCGAAGGAGAAGGUUAUGGCUAUAACUUGAACUUACCUCUACCAAAUGGAACUGGGGACAAAGGUUAUAUAUGUGCCUUCAAUGAGUUGGUUGUUCCAUCAUUCCAAAAGUUUGGACCUGAUAUGAUAGUUUUGGUUGCUGGACAAGACUCUAGUGCAUUUGAUCCCAACGGAAGACAGUGCUUAACAAUGGAGGGCUAUAGAGAAAUUGGACGGAUUGUUCAUGUUCUUGCGAAAAGUGAGAGUGAUGGGCGGCUUCUAAUUGUUCAGGAAGGUGGUUAUCAUGUCACAUAUUCUGCAUAUUGUUUACAUGCAACACUUGAGGGGGUUCUCAACCUUCCUAUCACUCUACUGUCAGAUCCUCUAGGACGAGGGUACCCAGAGGACGAGACAUUUUCAGUCAAAGUUAUAGAAGCCAUUAAGAAUUAUCAAAAAGAUAAAGUGCCCUUCUGGAGAAACUCUUAAGAUUCUUCCUCCUAGGAGUAUGAGAUUCACCUCCAAAUUUCUGUUUACCCAACUCAAUUCAAUUAUAUUUCUGCAAAUUGAGUUGGACUUAUAUUGUUUGACUCAAUUAAAAUUGAGUUGACUAAUCCUAUUAUUCUGCUUCAGCACAAUGUAUGUAAUAUAGAAAUAAUGAAAUGCUUAUUAGCA